AUGGCCAAUGCCCCGCCGCUAUGUCGUCGCCUACAGUUGCUGCAGCCCACGCUGCCCCUCUUCGCUACUAGCCAUAACCGUUCACCCAAGAUCGCCUCGGAUCACCCUUCUGUAGCACCGCUUCACAUGUCCUACAGCUUCGCGGUGGUGCCGCCACCCGCCCCCUCCGCCACUCCUGCCUUCGAGGCGCACGUCAGUACGCUGCUGCGCCACGUCCCGCAUCCAACCUUUCUCACCUGUACGAGCUACAGUCCGUACUUUACCUCUGCCGAGUCGGAGGGCGCGGCGACCGCAACAGGCUCCGCAGACCACGUGGCAGAGACAUCUGCGACCCAGCAGGCACUCUCGUACCUCCACCAAUGUCUCGCGGCAGAUGUGGGUCUUGUCCUCACUGUCACAGCCACGCGCGCCACGUUCCCCGCGGCGUCGGUGCAGCACAAGUCCUCUUCUCCUGCCUCUAUGCUGCCGACGACGACGCUGACGGGUGCGAGUCGGGUCGGAAUGAUCGCUGUCCUCGGUGACUUUAGCCGCCGCACCUCUACACCACCUGCCACCGAGCUGGGCAUGGCGAACUCUCGAGAAGCGACUCGCCACCGCAGCCUUGGGCUGAUGGUCUUGCGCGGUGAUGAUGGUGGCUACACUCGGCAGCGCCUAACAGCUGCUGCUCAGAAGGCCGGAGCAUCCACGUCUCCUCCUUCCCCUUCCCUCAACCCGUACUUUGACUUCGCGGAUGGUAUUGAUCUACUCGGCUUCAUCAACUCCGCUCUCCGAAGUCAUGGUGUAGGAGCAAUGCCUGAGGCUUCGGGUAGUGAAUCCGCUAGCGGGGCGAUCUGCAUGUGUGUAGGCGGGUAUCCGCAGGGCCACGUGCUAGACCGGAAGUGGGGAACAGCGCAAGAGUCAGCCGAUGCCGUCACCGCUGCACCGGCGCCCUCGGAGCAGUCACUCUUACCAUACCAGGCGCCGGCCUCCCUUCGCUUCCUUGAGGAAGUAGACGCCGUCCUUGCCAGCACGGAAGCGCGACUGCGACGGGCUCAGGGAGCAUACAGUUCCCCACACCCUCCGUCGGUUGAGUCCUGCGUGGAGAUUGCUGGUGCUCUUCUCGCCCGCCUCGAUGCCGUGCGUCGACUAUGGACGAUGCCAUCCUCCUACCCACCUGACGUGCGUGCCGCCUGUACGCGGCGGACAAUCGCGGACAAGGUGCUUCUCAGGCCACCUGGAACGCGGCAAUGCGUCGCAGCCGGCACUUGGGACGCCUCUGGCGACGUAGGCGCUUGCGUGGUUGUGACACAGAUGAUCACCUCCGCCACAGAGUUUUUGGACUACGUGGAGGACAUACGGAGUGCGCUGUGCUCAUCGAUGGCCACUGCCAGAAGCGCUCUGUGCGACCACGACGGCAACAGCACUGCUGCCACCGAAGAGAAGACAGCGAGUCUGACAUGCGUAGAAUCAACAGCACCAGCAGCAGUGCUGCCAUCGUCAUCGCCCUCUCUGGUUGUAGUGCCAGGGUUGAUGGCGCCACUGCGGGGAGACCAGUUUCUGCGCUCGACACUGCAGCUCAAAGUCAUCCCGAGUCCACCAUUUCAAGCUGCGUUGCACGAGUACGAGGGGGCGCUGCACUCCGCAGUGGAGACGCUGCGCAAAGCGGCCGCCUCGACUAAGGACACAGCACACGGUCACAGCAGUGCGCCAACUGGGGUGCCGGAAAGAAAACCAAAUUGUUCAGUAUCUCGCGGUGCGAUCGAUAUGUAUCAGCAGGCGAAGGAAACAGCGGAGAGGUGCUUCCAGGAGCGGAUGGUGGACAUCACGGUGGCCAUUGUGCGAGACCUCCGCGCUCACGGCUACACGCACGUGAACUUCUCCACCUUCCAGUACGGAUGUGGUGACGCAGUCGGACGCGUCGUGGCCGCGCUGGCCGCAGAAGGCGGAGAAGCAGUGGCACCGCUGUGA
This is a messenger RNA of Leishmania braziliensis MHOM/BR/75/M2904, 1947 nucleotides long. RefSeq lists its product as hypothetical. Bases 1 to 1947 code for a protein of 648 amino acids. NCBI's taxonomy places the organism in Eukaryota, Euglenozoa, Kinetoplastea, Trypanosomatida, Trypanosomatidae. The transcript has a single exon. The record is from RefSeq and is a predicted model, not a curated record.